This is a messenger RNA of Penicillium cataractarum, 1536 nucleotides long. Its product is annotated as benzoate 4-monooxygenase cytochrome p450. The record is from RefSeq and is a predicted model, not a curated record. Gene Ontology annotation, molecular function: monooxygenase activity; heme binding; oxidoreductase activity, acting on paired donors, with incorporation or reduction of molecular oxygen. The transcript has 9 exons. NCBI's taxonomy places the organism in Eukaryota, Fungi, Ascomycota, Eurotiomycetes, Eurotiales, Aspergillaceae. Bases 1 to 1536 code for a protein of 511 amino acids.
AUGUCAAUGCUUUUGAUCUGGGGCACCGUCCUGGGUGCCAGUGCUCUUGUGAUCAAGAUUAUCUACACAUACUUUUUUUCACCUCUAUCGCAUAUUCCCAAUGCUGGUCUGUUGGCUCCAAUCUCACGAUUUAUGUGGGAGUUCCCUCUAGAAUACCGGGGACAGCUCACCCUGGAGCUGCCAAAAAUACACAAGAGGCUUGGCCCGUUGGUGCGUAUCGGUCCAAAUGAAGUGUCGUUCUACUCCCUGGAUAUCUACAAAAGAGUCCAUGCGCCAAACAGUGCUUUUAUCAAGGACCCCCGAGUGUACGGCCAAUUUGUACAAGACGGACAUCCCGCCCUAUUUUCCAUAACUGACUCCAAAGAGCAUGCACAACGGCGCAGACAUAUGGGUGUGCUUUUUAAUCGCAGUCGGGUGCCGGCUCUGAUUCCGAUGAUGCUAGAUCAGAUCUUCAGAUUUAACGAUCUUCUUGCCAAAUUAUACCAGAAAGGACCAAUUGAUCUUGUACCUACCUGUCGGGCUCUCGAGGCUGAUGUUGUGUCGAGAUUCGCAUUCGGAAGCCCUAUUGGGGCAAUUGAUUCGUUGAAUGUCGGAAAAGAGUUGAGUAUCGUUAAGGAAAAUGACUUGAAAUCAUCAAAGAUGCCACUGUACACAAAGUUUCCAUUCGCAACCCGGAUUUAUGACUCCAUUUCAAGUUCCAUCUUUGAUCUCAUCGGGUGGGAUAUUUCCUCGGUCACAAGUUCCAGAUUGUUUGACACGUGGGCAAAUGAUCAGUUGGAUACAUGUUUAGACUCUGAGAAAGCUCCAGAUAUCUCCUUUUUGAAAGUAAUGGCGGGGCCUAGACUAUCACCCCAGUCUGCAUUGUCUGAGGCUAAGGAGAUGUUGGGCCCUGGGACAGACACCACUUCAGCCACCCUUGCUCAUAUUUUAUGGGCCCUUUCCCUGAAUAAAAACUUACAAAAUCAACUUUUUCAGGAACUGGAAGCGGCCCAGUGGCCUACAGACAUGUCAUUACUGGAGUCACUUCCCCUCCUAGUUGCAUGUGUCAAAGAGGGAAUCAGAUGGACUGGGGCGGCAGCCGCCAUGCUACCCAGAAUCGUCCCUAAAGGAGGCACUUUACUUGAUGGGAAAUAUAUCGAAGGAGGAACAAUGAUCGCGAGCUCUCCAAUCUGGUACUUGCACGACGAGGUCGCCUUUCCAGACCCACAUAAAUACCGACCGGGUCGCUGGCUGUUAAAUGAUACAAACGAGGCAACCAAAUUAAGAAACGAAUAUUACAUCCCUUUUUCAAAGGGACCUGGCACUUUCGCAUACUUGGAACUCUUUCUUUCUGUUUCCCAAAUCCUGAAGGAGUAUCUCAUCGAGGCAUGCAGCGAUAAGAUUGUCCUCGGCAACGUUGAAGCCGUUUUACCUUUGCGACGAGAGUGGGUUGCCGCUGUGCCCACAGGACCGCUGCAUGUUUCUCUUCGACCUCGUUCGGGGCUGCAUAACAAAAAUGCAACUUAUAAUAACCAUUUCCCCUUUCAAGGGACCUGA